UCUCUCCCCCUCUCUCUCUUCUCCCCUCUGUAAAUAACUACCUGACCAUCUACUCCCUCCCUCUCUCCCACUCAUCCACCCUCUCAAUUCAACCUCCCAAUCUCUCACAAUGGCCGCCACCUCCUUCAAGCUCAACACCGGCCAGGACAUCCCCGCCGUUGGCUUCGGCACCUGGCAGGCCGAGCCCGGCAAGGUCCAGACUGCCGUCGAAUACGCCCUCAAGGACGGCUACACGCUCGUUGAUGGCGCCUACUGCUACGGAAACGAGGACGAGGUUGGCGAGGGCCUCAAGGCCGCCUUCGACUCCGGCGUCAAGCGCGAGGACGUCUUUGUCAUGACCAAGGUCUGGGCUACAUACAACACCCGCUGCGAGCUUGCCCUCGACAAGAGCUUGAAGAGCCUUGGUCUCGACCACGUUGACCUCUUCCUGGUUCACUGGCCUCUCCUUCUCAACCCCGAGGGUAACCAUGACAAGUUCCCCACCAACCCCGAUGGCUCGCGAGACAUCAUCCGCACCCACAACCACGUCGACACCUGGAAGCAGAUGGAGAAGCUUGUCGCCACCGGCAAGACCAAGGCCGUCGGUGUCUGCAACUACAGCGUCAAGUACCUCGAGGAGCUUCUGCCCCACGCCACCAUCGUUCCCGCCAUCAACCAGAUUGAGAACCACCCCAGCCUGCCCCAGCAGGAGAUUGUCGACUACUGCAAGGAGAAGGGUAUCCACAUUGUUGCCUACAGCCCCCUGGGUAGCACUGGUGGCCCCAUGAUGUCCUCUGAGCCCGUCGUCAAGGUUGCCGAGAAGAAGGGCGUCUCUCCCUCCACCGUCCUCCUCAGCUACCACGUUGCACGAGGCGCCACCGUCCUGGCCAAGUCCGUUACCCCCGAGCGCAUCUCCGCCAACAAGAAGAUUGUCGUGCUGGACGCCGAUGACAUGAAGAUCCUCAAUGACUACUCCGAUGACCUCGCCAGCAAGGGCGAGCUUAAGCGAUACGUCUACCCUCCCUUCGGCAUCAACUUUGGUUUCCCCGACAAGCAAUAGACACUCACCCGGGUAUUGGAUGAGACAAUGAGA
Messenger RNA from Ilyonectria robusta, 1072 nucleotides. RefSeq names its product NADP-dependent oxidoreductase domain-containing protein. The transcript is spliced from 5 exons. The record is from RefSeq and is a predicted model, not a curated record. Gene Ontology annotation, cellular component: cytosol. Bases 110 to 1039 code for a protein of 309 amino acids. NCBI's taxonomy places the organism in Eukaryota, Fungi, Ascomycota, Sordariomycetes, Hypocreales, Nectriaceae. Gene Ontology annotation, molecular function: aldose reductase (NADPH) activity.